AUGAAGCUGUUUGUAUUUCUUGUAUUAUUAUCCUGUUGCCUGGCAACAAUCCAUGCCGCACCGGAGAAGAAACAGCCACGUUCCCGUAAUGUCGAUAAUGUUGGCCAGGAGCAGGAUGCCAAAUUGGGUAUGCCGAUGGCAUCCGGAUCAGUGGCAUCAUCAGCUGGAGCUGCAGCUGGAGCUGCAGCUCAGGUCACCAAGGAUCCAUCGAGCGGCCGAUUGUUCCUAAAGAAAUUCCUUACAUUCAAGAAUCUGUUUAGCAGCAACAAUCAACCGGUGAUUCCGAUCAUCAUUACGGGAGCGGGAACGGGCACUACUACAGGAACGGCCACUUCCCCCACCGUGACGGUGACCUCGACGGGUACGAUACCUUCGGCAACGGGCACCAUUACCACAUCACCAACGUCACCAACAACACCAACAACAACAGCCGGAAGAUUCACCGUACGCAAGAGUUAUGGCGAUGAGGAGGCAGGAAACCAGGAGCAGGACCAGGAAUUAGAGCAGGAUCUGAAUCAGGAUGAGGACGAUGAGCAACAGCAACAGGUACAGCAACCGGCUCAGGCCUAUCCCGCCGAUCUGAUGGACGAACAGGCCCUGCAGGCCGCAUUGGCAGCCGGUGCCCAAGAAUAUGAGGUUGUCACCCAACCGGAAAUCCAGGGCACUGGCCAGAGCAAGGCCACCCAGAGCAGUCACAUUAAUCUGCGACGCAAGGGUGCUCGUCGCGGUCAAGUGAUUAGCGUUCGCAUACCGCCCAGGUAUCGUCGUUAUUUCAAAAAUGGCCAAAAGGUGAUGCUCAACACUGGCAAUCGGCCAGUGAACAAGCGCCGUGUUGUCCGCAAAAGGAUUCCCAACAAGAGGAUCAAUAACAAGGGCAACAUGAAUCGUCGUCGUGUCAAUGGCAAGAAGAAUCGCAAGAAUCGCAACAAGAAUCGUCGUCGCAUCACCGCUGUCUAA
This is a messenger RNA of Drosophila serrata, 957 nucleotides long. RefSeq lists its product as uncharacterized. NCBI's taxonomy places the organism in Eukaryota, Metazoa, Arthropoda, Insecta, Diptera, Drosophilidae. The record is from RefSeq and is a predicted model, not a curated record.